Molecule: messenger RNA, 2337 nt
Organism: Puntigrus tetrazona (Sumatra barb)
Lineage: Eukaryota; Metazoa; Chordata; Actinopteri; Cypriniformes; Cyprinidae
Gene: ddx5
Product: DEAD (Asp-Glu-Ala-Asp) box helicase 5
Biological process (GO): alternative mRNA splicing, via spliceosome
Cellular component (GO): ribonucleoprotein complex; nucleus; cytoplasm
Molecular function (GO): RNA binding; RNA helicase activity; ATP binding
Source: RefSeq, a predicted model, not a curated record
UUCCUCUUCCUAUAAAAUCCGUCGAGUUCACGCUGUGCUCGACGUUCACCAGCACCAUCACCGCACGAUACUGAGGAAAAAACGUCCGAUUAUUUAAUUUUUAAUUUAUCAUUUCAGAGUACAAUAUGCCUGGAUAUUCAGAUAGAGACCGCGGUCGCGACAGAGGUUACAGCAGUGGACCACCACGCUUUGGAGGCAGUAGAGGUGGACCUCCUCCUGGCAAGAAGUUUGGGAAUCCUGGUGACCGUCUGCAAAAACACUGGAACCUGGAUGAGCUCCCCAAGUUUGAGAAGAACUUCUACCAGGAGCAUCCAGAAGUUGCUCGGAGGUCAACUCAAGAUGUUGAACACUACAGGAGAAGUAAAGAGAUCACGGUGAAGGGUCGAGACUGUCCCAAACCCAUUGUGAAGUUCCAUGAAGCAAACUUUCCAAAUUAUGUGAUGGACGUGAUCGGUAAACAGAACUGGACUGAUCCGACUCCCAUCCAAGCUCAGGGGUGGCCCGUCGCACUGAGUGGCAAAGAUAUGGUUGGCAUUGCACAGACUGGCUCUGGAAAAACUCUCUCGUAUCUGCUUCCUGCUAUUGUUCACAUAAACCACCAACCAUUCCUGGAGCGUGGCGACGGUCCCAUUUGCUUGGUGCUGGCUCCCACCCGUGAAUUGGCACAGCAGGUCCAGCAGGUGGCAGCAGAGUAUGGCAAAGCUUCUCGUCUCAAGUCCACCUGCAUCUACGGAGGUGCUCCCAAAGGACCACAGAUCCGGGACCUGGAAAGGGGUGUUGAGAUUUGUAUUGCCACACCUGGAAGACUAAUCGAUUUCCUUGAAGCUGGAAAGACAAAUCUGCGCAGGUGCACGUAUCUGGUGCUCGACGAAGCUGACAGGAUGCUUGACAUGGGAUUUGAACCUCAAAUUCGAAAAAUUGUGGACCAAAUUAGACCAGACCGACAGACUCUCAUGUGGAGCGCAACGUGGCCCAAAGAGGUGAGGCAGCUGGCUGAGGACUUCCUGAAGGACUAUGUACAGAUCAACGUCGGUGCUCUGCAGCUCAGCGCCAACCACAACAUCUUACAGAUAGUUGACGUUUGCAACGACGGCGAAAAGGAAGACAAACUAAUGCGCCUGCUGGAGGAAAUCAUGAGUGAGAAGGAGAACAAGACCAUUAUUUUUGUGGAGACCAAGAAAAGGUGUGACGAUCUCACCAGGAGGAUGCGCAGGGAUGGGUGGCCAGCGAUGGGCAUCCAUGGAGAUAAGAGCCAGCAAGAAAGAGAGACUGGGUGCUCAAUGGUAUGUUCUCGCCCAAGUCUUGCGUCAUGGAUGCCAUUUUGGGUAAUUUGCACAAUUUGACUCUCUCUAUCCUCCUUCAACAGAAUUCAAAUCGGCAAAGCGCCCAUCCUCAUUGCCACAGAUGUUGCCUCCAGAGGACUAGAUGUGGAAGACGUCAAAUUUGUCAUUAACUAUGACUACCCCAACAAUUCCGAGGACUACAUUCACCGCAUUGGCCGUACGGCUCGCAGUCAGAAAACCGGCACAGCCUACACUUUCUUUACGCCCAACAACAUGAAACAGGCUCACGACCUCGUCUCGGUCCUCCGUGAGGCCAACCAAGCCAUAAACCCCAAGCUCAUCCAAAUGGCCGAAGACAGAGGAGGUCGUUCAAGGGGAGGUCGAGGUGGAGGGUAUAGGGACGACCGUCGGGACCGCCACUCUGGCGGCAGACGGGACUUCAACAGCUACGGCCAGGAUAACCGUAACGGUGACUCAUAUGGGCAGAAGAAAGUGUUUGGAAACAAAACUCAAAAUGGAUCUAGCGGUUACAAUAGCAGCAGCAGCAGUAGCAGCUUUAGCGGGGGUUACAGCAAUAACGGACAGGGUAACCUCGGCAAUCAGUCUGGUGGGUACGGAAACCAAGGCUAUCAGAACCAGCAGUUUGCUCCCAACCAAGGGGCUGUCCAGAACGGCAUGAACCACCCUCCACCGUUCCCCUUCAACCCCCAACAGAUGCCACAGUCCAUGCCGUUCCCCAUGGCUCCACCUGCGUUCCCUCAGUAAAGUUUUGUUUGCUAAUCUGAAUCUUUAACUGUUCCGUUCAUGUAACUUUAUUUCUUCAGAGCAGGUUGUAAAAUGUACAUGCCGUCACAAGCGUCCCAGAGUCUGCUGUGCAGGAUUUUUUUUUUUCCUCCUCCUCCCUUUUCGUUAGAUGCAUUUUUUUUAUUUUUUUUUUUUUUUAAGUAACUUAAACUUAUUUUGUACUGUAGAGGUAAUGAAGGAUCAACACUUGUAAAAAUGUCAAGGGCCACUCAUGGCCAUUGCAUGGUCCUCAAAUAAAAUAUUAAAAGUG